Ceutorhynchus assimilis (cabbage seed weevil) is the source of this 1653-nucleotide messenger RNA. NCBI's taxonomy places the organism in Eukaryota, Metazoa, Arthropoda, Insecta, Coleoptera, Curculionidae. The record is from the annotation of a GenBank genome assembly.
AUGGAACCACUAGGUACUUUUGGAGCUAGUUAUUUGCUAGAGGCUGAAAUAGAUUACGAGUUGAGUCUCCGAAAUUGUAGUGUAACCAAGACUGCAAAAGAAAAGAAAACUAUUUUAUCAAGGUUGCUAGCUAGGGAACGCGAUAAUAGAAAAUCUUUGCUUGUAGAAGGCGCGUAUAAGUACGAUUUUAACACUGAAAAAGCUGCAAUAGAAAAAUCUUUAAGUUCUAUUGUAGAUCUUAUCGCUCUUUUUGAAGGAACUACUAGAGACCCGCUUUUCGCUCGAAUUAGAUCACGCCUUAACCAAGUUUCUGGUCGCGUUAUUCGCCUUCCCGUUAAAGAUUAUGACCCAGUUGGCACUGAACCAAGAGUUCGGAGUGCUGAAGUUGUAGCUUAUCGACAAGAUACUUACGCUACGUGUCUCCAAUUGGAAGCAGAGGUGCUAGAGAAAGCUGAAACUCAAAGAUGUCCAUCACCUUUACCUCAAUCUUUUCAAGUUCCUCCAUCUUUCAAUAUGAAUAGAGGCAAACGUCGAAAGAUACAUAUUGACAAUUGGAAGCAGAAUGUCAGAAAACGUAGGAGAGAUAGUGGAGACCCUUACGUUUCGUCUAGGAACGUCCCUAAAGAAGCCUUAAAACGCCAAGAAGAAAUUCGUAUUAAAGGCACUGAACAUAUAAUCUGCAGACAGGCAUUCUGUUCAAUCCAUGGAAUUACCAGACACCGGACAAAUCGUAUAGGUUUAACUUUGAAAGAAAAAAAUUCCGCGCCAUUGGACAUGAGAGGUAAAAAUAAUAACCGCCCUAAUAAAAUUCCUCAAAAUAUUAUAGCUGCUAUAGACAACCAUAUACUGAGCUUUCCCAAGCGCUCAUCACAUUAUAGUAGAGAGAAAAACGAGGGUCAAACUUAUUUAUCGUCUGAUCUGAACAUUUUCAAGAUGCGUAAGUUAUACUUGGAAAAAUAUGAACCAGAUGUUUCUGAAAAACUUAAACGUGGAGAACAAUGUCAUCCAAAGGUUACGUAUGACUUCUACUUCCGACAUUUUCGAGAAAAUUACAAUAUAAGCUUUGGUUCUCCUCGUUCGGAUACCUGUCAAACAUGCGAUAGGUUGGAAAAUUCAAUAGCAGCAGAGCAGGAUCGUGAGGCCAAAGAUGUACUACAGAUAGUAAAAGCAGUACAUAUUAGAAAAGCAGAAGUAUUCUAUACGUCGAUGAAGGAGAAAACCCAGCUUGCCAAGACUGAUGAAACAGUAGAAGUUUUAUUUAAUCAACGUAUCAAAAAUAUUACUCAAGUUAUUCAUCAAUAUCCUGAGCCUGGUCAUAGUUUUUUACCAUGUGACCGCUCUUUUGGCUUAAUCGAAAAAGAGAAAAGAAGAAUAGAACGAGUUUACGUACAUGCGGAAUGGAAAGAAUUAGUAAGAAAAACUAGCAAAAAGUUUCGGGUGAUAGACGUAACUCAGGACCUAAUAAUGGACUUUACCGAGCAUUUUGAACCCAUGUUUAAAGCAACGUUUACUAGCCAGAAAGAAGCAUACCAAGAUUACUACAAGAGUAUAUUCGGGAAAGAACCAGAACAACAACCACCAGAGGAGUUAGUAGAAGCUCAAGAGGAACCUUUAGAAGACGCAUCCCAUGAAUCAGAUUCUUCUUUUAUGUAG